UUGUCUGAACUUUGGCUGGUUUUAGACUCCAAAGCUUCAAACUGACUCAGUGUGCAUGAAUGUGAACUCAGAGAGUAGCCGGCUCUCAGCUCUGGGUUUAAAGUCUUGGGCCUCGUGAACAUCAGCUGGUCUCAGAGUUGUAGUGACGAGGAUGUCCAUCAGGAUAUUCCUGCUCUCUAAUCCUGCUCACAGCUGCUGCCAGUCAAACAUCUGGAUGCACGCUGCUGUAGAUUCUGCUCCUGGUUGGCUUACAUCACGUCUGUGUUUUAAUCAUCAUUUCACAAGAGGACGGAGUCUGAGCUGAUGGUUUGAGUCCGCAGGUCAAAGGUAGUGAUGGACUCACAGUAAGCAGGAAGACUGCACUGCUGUGGUCGAGGCGUUCAGGGGAACCGGAGCAAGCAGGAAAACGAUCGGCUCUGCUGCUUCUGUUGUUCUGAUGAAUCAUCGCUGUCACAUGACGGACUCCAAACACUCGACUGAAGAAGAAGAAAAGUUUAAACAGAGAGACUGGGCUUAUUCACAUUUUGUACUUUAAACAAGCAGAGACUGAAAGUAAACAUUAAUUCAAACAUGGUGAGAGCAGCGGGGUCAGGAAUGCCGUGACCUCUGCGUGGACAUGUUACUUUUCCUGUGGCAGGCUUGAUUUAAUCCAACAGUCCAGAUGGGAUAACAGCACGGAGAGAGUCUGCAUUAAAGCUUGAUAAUCUCUGUGGUGGACAGAGAAGGUGGAGGUCAGAGCUCUUCUGACCAAUCACAGCUUUGCUCAGACAUCAGCUGCUUAUAGCAGAAGUACCGAAAUAUUAAUGAUUACCCCAGUGAGGGCGCAGAGUCUGCAGACAGCGGCAUCAGGGACGCAGACGGCCUGCCGGUUCCUCAGCAGAUCCGGAUCACCAACAUCACCUGCGAUUCAUUCAAGAUCAGCUGGGACAUGGACAGCAGGGGCCGAGACAGGAUCACACACUACUUCAUCGACCUCAACAAGAAGGAGAACAUGAGCUCCAACAAGUUCAAACACAAGGAUGUGCCCACCAAGCUGGUGGCCAAAGCGGUUCCUCUGCCAAUGACAGUGAGGGGCCACUGGUUCCUGAGUCCUCGCACAGAGUACACCGUGGCCGUUCAGACGGCCGCCAAACAGCCAGACGGAGAAUACGCCAUUUCUCGGUGGAGCGAGAUCACUGAGUUCUGCACUGCAGAUUACUCCUCCAUCCACCUGAACCAGCUGCUGCAGAAAGCAGAGGCGAUCGCUGGCAGGAUGCUACCGUUCACCGUCUUCUACAGAAACCAGCAGAGGGAGUACUUCCAACAAGACAGAGAUGCUCAGUCCUGCUUCUUGCUGCCAACGGUGAAAGACAACAGCGGCAGCCACGGGUCCCCCAUCAGCGGCAAACUGGAGGGGAUCUUCUUCAGCUGCAACACAGAGUUCAACACAGGAAAACCUCCCCAGGACUCCCCCUACGGGCCGUAUCGCUUCCAGAUCCGAGCAGAUGUCCUUUUCAACAAGACCACCAACAUGUACUUUGGGGAUUUCUACUGCAUGUACACGUCGUAUCACUACGUGAUCCUGGUCCUCGCUCCCGACGGCUCUAAAGGAGACGCUUUCUGUAAAGGGAGGCUGCCAGCCCUGGACAGGUCCGGUAACCGCUUCUUGACCUACACCGAGGAGGAGGACGGCUCGUUGUCUUUCCGUCACGCUCAGGAUGUCAACCUGGAGGUGAUGUACACAGAGCCAGUGGAUCUGAGGCUGGGAGCGGUGUCACAGAUCAGCGGGCACCAGCUAAUGAGCCUGUCCACCGCGAAUGCCAAGAAAGACCCCAGCUGCAAGGUCUGCAACAUCAGCGUAGGACGUUAGCGACUCUUCAGACUGAAAAUAACCAGCUCGUUUGCAUAGCAGCUAGCAGCUAAGCUACUAACUGAAUUCACCAGCCACGCUCUGGCUCGUUACUGUCCAUCGUGCAUCGCCUGUGCAGCAGCACACUACGAGCAACAUUUGCUGUUUAUUGUGACAGUGCCCUCUAGUGGCCAUAUCAUUAUGACGGAAGGAAAACCGAGGCGGGUAAAGAAGCUGCAGAGCCAGAAGUUGAGAGGAGAGAUGAGCUCAGGGUGGAUGGAUGGGUGGAGAGGAGGAGCGAGCUGUUUGUUUUUUAGCUGCAGCUUUAAAAUUGUAAUCAAAAUGGAAACGAUAUCAGAGCAUUAACAAAGUACUUGCUUUAACUCAAACCUAAUCGAGUUGGCGUUCCUCACUGCAUGGAUGACUGCACUUAUCACAGUCGGCUGAAGCAGAGACUCUGAUGUGGCUGAAACCAGAUGCAUCCUCACUCAUGUUUCCUCUCCUUCUUUAUGUCCUCAUCACCUUCACGUGUUUUCUGUCCACCGUCUCUGACAGGAAGCUGCAGGCAGGAAGCUCGCAGCACUUCUAUCAUGUGACUGAUGGCUGAAGUGGACUUUACAGAUUAACUGCUUCAGAGGUUUUAUACUUUUGUAAUCUGAUGAAGCUCUUUCCUGCAAUUAAUUCAUUUUUUAACUGAAUGCUUUAGAUUCCUGUUUUCCUCGUUUGGAGACCCCCAACAUCACCAACCUUAAUCUACUAAUUAAAAAUAUUGGAACUACA
Messenger RNA from Oreochromis niloticus (Nile tilapia), 2608 nucleotides. RefSeq names its product phytanoyl-CoA hydroxylase-interacting protein-like. The record is from RefSeq and is a predicted model, not a curated record. The transcript has 6 exons. The coding region runs from base 929 to 1849 and encodes 306 amino acids. Gene Ontology annotation, cellular component: cytoplasm. Lineage: Eukaryota; Metazoa; Chordata; Actinopteri; Cichliformes; Cichlidae. Gene Ontology annotation, molecular function: protein binding.